Molecule: messenger RNA, 2425 nt
Organism: Talpa occidentalis (Iberian mole)
Lineage: Eukaryota; Metazoa; Chordata; Mammalia; Eulipotyphla; Talpidae
Gene: SLC39A9
Product: solute carrier family 39 member 9
Exons: 7
Coding region: 1142-2065 (307 amino acids)
Biological process (GO): zinc ion transport; transmembrane transport
Cellular component (GO): membrane
Molecular function (GO): metal ion transmembrane transporter activity
Source: RefSeq, a predicted model, not a curated record
UCUCUCGCUGCAACCUCUGCCGACUCCGCUGCCGCACACGAGCUUAGAGGCAACGCCGCCAACAGCCAAUCCCCGCGAGAGGAGCCGCCGGAAGUCGUCAGAAGCGCUCGGGGAAAAAGCCUUUUAGACCAUAGAGGCGCAGCCAUUUCCGGCAGCUAGAGCGGUCGUGAAUCUGUUUCAGCCAUCUUGGAUAUGGGCGAUGAGCCACACAGGCAGUAUUUCGGAGCUUUAAAAGCAAUCAUCUUUUCUCAAGACGCUUUCUUCCGUACUCUCGUUAUUGGAUAUGCGACUAAAGUGACCGCCAAUAUAGACAGGGACUCAAGCUAUCUUUCAUUAACCCGACUCAAAAAUGGCGGCAGUAUAAAAAUCGCGGGCCAUAGGUCGGUUGUAACCCGGAAGUGCCCUUUUCAAGAAGUGGGCGAGGAGGCAAUCCGGAAGUGGAUGUGAUGAAGAGAUGCCACUUGGCGGCCAUGGCAGCUGUAGUAUCGGAGGCUCCGGCUCAAGGCCCAGCGGAGUGGAGUAGCAUGGGUAGCACCGGGUAUAGGGCAGAGACAGCUUUGUAUCAGCUUCGCUGUUGAGCCCUGAAGGCCCAUCGUUGGAAGCCUGCAGGACUCCUUUCCUCAUUCUAGACUCGGAAGAGAGUUUGGUGGGCUGGUCCCAGCCCUGGGGGGGUCACUGGGUAGGGGUUUGCCCCAGAGAGACAGGGGUACCGAGAAAACGAACAGAUUCGCUUGGGUUUUCCUCCCGUUCUUGCUGCCACUUGGGACUUUGUCUUGGGGGGCGUGGGUCCGUUGUCUCACCCUCAUUCCAACGAUCCAGGAAAUCGCUCAUUUGAAUGUUUUCCCUGUACGCUUGCCGGAUCGGUUAGACCGCGGGAAUUCAGUGACUGGCAUCUGAAAACCGAGGGGCUGGGAUUCAGGAUUGCUGAGAGUUUGGGCUGGUGCCUAUAUCAGCAAAAAGGGGCUGUUUCCAGGUACGCUGAAGAGAAAGGUGCCUCGUGAACAAAUCUGCUGGUGAGGAGGACGCAAGACCUGGAAAGCUCACUAAUUCUCUUGGAACCACGACACGUGUUUAGGAAUCUAAGCACCUUUUGAAGCCUCUGAAAAUCUAACCUGGUAGUGGUGGGUGAAUAAAGGAGGGCAUGAUGGAUGAUUUCAUCUCCAUUAGUCUGCUGUCUCUGGCUAUGUUGGUGGGAUGUUACGUGGCUGGAAUCAUUCCCUUGGCUGUUAACUUUUCGGAGGAGCGACUAAAACUGGUGACUGUUCUGGGUGCUGGCCUUCUCUGUGGAACUGCCCUGGCGGUCAUCGUGCCUGAAGGAGUACACGCACUUUAUGAAGAUAUUCUUGAGGGAAAACACCACCAAUCAAGUGAAACACAGAAUGUGAUUGCAUCAGACAAAGCAGAAAUGCCAGUUGCCCAUGAACAUGAGCACAGUCACGACCACACACACCUGCAUGCCUACAUUGGUGUUUCUCUAGUACUGGGCUUCGUUUUCAUGUUGCUUGUGGACCAGAUUGGCAGUUCCCAUGUGCAUUCUACUGAUGAUACAGAAACAGCAAGGCCUUCCAAUUCCAAAAUCACCACCACGCUGGGUCUGGUCGUCCAUGCUGCAGCUGACGGUGUUGCUUUGGGAGCAGCAGCUUCAACUUCACAGACGAGUGUCCAGUUAAUUGUGUUUGUGGCGAUAAUGCUACAUAAGGCACCAGCUGCCUUUGGGCUGGUUUCCUUCUUAAUGCACGCUGGCCUAGAGCGGAAUCGAAUCAGAAAACACUUACUGGUCUUCUCACUGGCAGCACCAGUUAUGUCCAUGGUGACUUACUUAGGACUGAGUAAGAGCAGUAAAGAAGCCCUUUCAGAGGUCAAUGCCACUGGAGUGGCCAUGCUUUUCUCUGCUGGGACAUUUCUUUAUGUUGCUACAGUACACGUCCUCCCUGAGGUGGGCGGAAUGGGGCACAGUCACAAAUCUGACCCCGCUGGGGGGAGAGGCCUCAGCCGCCUGGAAGUGGCAGCCCUGGUUCUGGGUUGCCUCAUCCCACUCAUCCUGUCAAUAGGACACCAGCAUUAAUCUGGUUCCAGCCUCAACCUAUGGCCGUUUACCAUCCCGUGAGACGAGCCGGCACCUGACAGCUGCUCACUUCCUCCGUCUCUUGUCUCACCUUGCCCAUCUCCACCUGUAUUCCUAGAGUCCAGAGGGAGGUGAGAUUAAAACCUGGAGUAAUGGAAAGCUUUUAGAGUAGAAACAACACAUAGGAUUGGACAUAGACAUUCCGUUGUGUUGUCUUUUAAAGGGCCCUUGGCAUUUGGAGUUUUGAUGUUUUUCUUAACCCUAUUCUCAGGGAAGAUGGAAUUUCGUUUUAAGGAAAAGUGGAGAACUUCAUGCUCACAAUGGAACAGUAAUUAUGAAAGGACAGUGUUCUGUAAUUAA